UCUGGAGAAAUGCAGAAAGAGCACAGUCACACUCCCUGGCUUCAGAAUUUAAAUUUAAAAUUUAAUGAAGGAUCUAUCUCAAGACCUUUUCUUUCCAACUUGAGAUUUUUCUCUUGCCUGAAGUCAAGAUCUAACUAAGUGCUCAGUGGGCAGGGAAGCAACACUACCACGUAACAAGCAUCUCUUAUGUGCCAAGAAUCAACCGCUUCCUUGGAUUUAACAUGCAUUCCAAUCGCCUGGAAGUCUUGUUAAGAUGCAGAUUCUGAUACAGCAGAUUUGGGAUGCAGCUGAGACUUCACAUUUCUUACAUGUGCUCAGAUAUUAGACCAGUAGGGGAGAUGGAUGAGAGCUCUGCCUGGCUCUGCAGCUGUGGGCCUUGGCGAACUGCAGACCCAAGCCGGGGACGCGCAGCUGUGACUAGGCCCCCCUCUCCAGCUCGCUCGUGCCGCCACUCUGGGAGAAGCCGAAAUCCCCCGAUCGCUGCAACCACCCCUCCCUCAAGGAACAGCCGAGGCCCCGGCCCCCGGCUUUGGUGUCGCUCCCAGGACCCGGGAGCGGGGGAGCUGUCCGCCGCCGCGGUGCUGACGCGGGCAGAGCAUCCCGCAGGGGCGAGGGACGGUCCUCGGCGGCCGCGCUGCGGAGCCGGAGCCGAGAGAGGAGAGGAGACCGCCCGGCGGCCGCUGUCCGCCUGUGCAGGGCGGGCCCGGGGAGGGGACCGCGCCGGGCGCGGGCGCUGUCCCCGAGCUGGUUCUGAAGGGAGCAGGCGCCCAGCGCCCCCGCCUCGCCCUGGAGGAGCCGGCGCCGCUGAGAGCUGCCGAGAGAGAGGGAGGCCGGAGGGAGCCGCCUCGGGGAGCUCGGCGGAGCGGGGCCUGUGGCUGGGGUCUCUCCAGCGAACCCGCUCCAGCGAGGAGGUGGCGGCUCAGAGCAGGGAGCGAGCGCGCGUUCUACGAACCUGUUGGAGGCUGCAGCUCCUCCGCGGCCGAACACGGCGCCCGGGACCGAGGUUCUGGCGCGCCUCUCCCUCCCCCUCUUCCUUGACUCCUCCGCCGAGGCGCUCCCUCCUGCCUGGGUUAGCACAUGUGCACGCGGACGGCGCGGAGCCCCUUUGCUGUCCGCCCCGAAUACCAGCCGAGCUGCAGGGCACAGAGCCGAGAGGCCUCCUCCAAGGGCAGACCCGCUCCCAGGGAGACCCGAGCUUCCUGAGAAAAGAGGCGGGGGCUGGCAGCGGGACGGGAGAGGGCGCAGCAGAGGUGACUGUGAAAACAAGAGGGACACAUGGGGAGUUUCCCCUACAGACAGUUCUGCCUUGA
Molecule: messenger RNA, 1310 nt
Organism: Chinchilla lanigera (long-tailed chinchilla)
Lineage: Eukaryota; Metazoa; Chordata; Mammalia; Rodentia; Chinchillidae
Product: serine/arginine repetitive matrix protein 1-like
Exons: 3
Coding region: 282-1310 (342 amino acids)
Source: RefSeq, a predicted model, not a curated record